GGAAAUCCCAUUCCUGCAGUAGUGGAUGCACAGACAGCUGCGGUUGUUGCAACUCGAAACUCACCCGCGUUGAGCAAUAUAGUAGUGCCGACCAAACCGAGAGGAAGUGGAAAGCUAAAUAAUGAGCCCAGCUCGUCCAAACAUAGUGAAGAACUGAUGAGAAAGAACGCAAACCUUGAAAGGCAGUUGCGGGAUGUACAAAAAUCCAUUGACGAGCUGAAAAGUCCCAGGUCGCACCAACAGACCCUUGAUUUGGAUAGUGCUCCACUAAACCUAUCCAUCACAGCAAGACCAUAUCAAGAGGGAUUCAAAAUUCCCCACCUGGAGACAUAUGAUGGCUCGGGCAAUCCAGAUGAGCAUCUGCACACCUAUCAAGCCAUCCUGAGAAUCCAAAAUGCCAAUGAUGCCAUGAUGUGCAAAGUGUUUCCUGCGACACUGAAGUCAACAGCCAGAAGAUGGGAGAUCAAACACACAGCGACCGAGUUGAUGCAAGUUCAUCAGAAGGAAGGGGAAUCUCUGAGGGACUACAUGCAGCGAUUCAACAAAGCCACCUUAGACAUUGAUAAUGUCCCCGAUACCAUCUGCUUGUCUGCCUUGCUACAUGGUCUGAAACGUGGCCGGUUCCUAGAUGACCUACUGGAAAACCCACCAAAGACGUGGAACGAAGUCAAUGACAGCAAAGGCAAUGAACAGCUACCAAGAAGAGAGGAAAAGAAAAACCAGAAAGUCAAUGAGCAAUGGGGGAAGCCAGUUGAAUUCCUGAAAUAUGCUAACUACAUCCCUCUAACCUUGCCAAUGUCUCAAAUUCUGGCACAAAUCCAGCACUGGAUUAAAAGACCUCCACCCCCAUUGCAUGAUUCCCCGAGAGCAGACAAUAACAAGCAUUGUGACUAUCAUCGUGUAUACGGUCACAAUAUAGAAGAUUGCCAACACUUAAAGGACAAGCUGGAGUUCUUAGCUCGCAAUGGGAAACUAGAAGGAUAUGUCCAGAAGCCUCAUACCCAACAACCAGCUCAAACUCACUUUGUGCAGGGAGCGGACAGAGGCCACCAGUUCAAUAGGCGAGGCCAAGGGCAGAGAACUGCCACCCAGAACCAAAAAGAUAGGAAAGGGGUAGGCUAUGCUGGGAUACCCCCGCCCUCAGGCACAAUAAACAUGAUCUCGGGUGGUAUGCAUUCUGGAGGCCAAAGCGCUCGAGGCCGUAAGGCGUAUGCCCGGCAGGUGAUGACCGUUGACAGGAAUAGACCUUUGAAGCGGCCAUUCGAGGAGGCGGAGUGGGAGAAUGCGUCCAUCACAUUUAGCCCGGCAGAUUAUAAACGAACAGACGGCGAGCCCGACAUUAUGAUGCCUCAUGCAGAUCCUUUCGUGGCAACGGUUCAUAUAGGCAAUCAUAACGUCAACAAGGUCUUCAUUGAUACUGGUAGCUCACCCGAUAUCCUUUAUUGGAGCUACUUUCAGAAGAUGCAGCUGAAUCCGAGCUUGCUACAAAAGUAUAAAGGGCACAUCUAUGGGUUCAAUAAUCAACCCGUCCCAAUUGAAGGAGUCAUUACUCUACCCAUCUAUGUGGGCUCGGAACCACACUUCAAGAUGGCUUCUGUCACCUUCCUGGUCGUCAAGAUGGAAUCAGCUUUCAAUGCUAUAUUAGGAAGAGCCACCCUGUGCGAGCUGAAGGCUGUUAUCUCUCAACCCCAUCUCUGUAUGAAAUUCCCAACUCCUCAGGGAGUAGGAGUACUUAAGGGGAACCAGAAGAUUGCCAGAGCCUGCUAUCAAGAUACGUUUAAGAAGGUUGACCUCGCUGCAGCCCUAGCAGGUUCUGAAAUUCACAGGCCGGCCCAGCUCGAUCAACAGACAAUGAGUAUAUCAGACAUGGAGCACCGACCUGAGGGUGUCGAGCAGAAAGCAGAGCCGGUAGAGCUAGUGGAGACAGCUCCUUUAAACCCCGAUGUGCCGGAAAGAACAGUUAAGAUCGGCACCAAGCUCACAGAAAAAGAGCGGGUAGAGCUUCUGGAGUUUCUGAGGGCUAAUCAAGAUGUGUUUGCGUGGACUACAGAUGAAAUGCCUGGCAUUCCAGCAAAGUUGAUAGUCCACAAACUCAGCACGGACCCCACCAAAUGGCCGGUGGUUCAGAAAUGUCACCUUUUUGGCCUAGAUAAGCAAGCGGCUAUAGAUGAAGAGAUACAAAAAUUGUUGCAGGCAGACUUCAUCAGGAGGGUGGAAUAUUCUGAGUGGGUGUCCAACCCUGUGCUCGUCAAAAAACCAAAUGGCAAGUGGAGGAUGUGUAUUGACUUCACCAACCUAAAUGAGGCGUUACCACCAGGUUCAGUUGCUGUUGUCGACCAGGAGAAAACAGCCUUUUAUGCUAGGGACGCAAUCUACUGCUAUGUCAUGAUGCCGUUCGGCCUGAAAAACGCUGGUGCAACUUAUCAAAAGUUGGUACAAAUCAUCUUUAAGCUCCAAAUCGGCAGGAACAUAGAAGUAUAUGUAGAUGAUAUGAUAGUCACAAGUGUGCGAGCUGAGGAUCAUAUAGAUGACCUGGCUGAGACUUUUCAGAAUUUGCGUCGAGCCCAAAUGAAGCUGAAUCCCCUGAAAUGCACUUUCGCUGUAGAAUCAGGAAAAUUCCUAGGGUACGUGGUAUCCAAGAAAGGAAUUGAGGUAAACCCAGAGAAGGUCCAAGCCGUUCAGCAGAUGGAGCCUCCCAAGACCAUAAAGGAUGUGCAGCACCUGAUAGGUCGUGUAGCCGCGUUGCACAGGUUCAUAGCCAGAUCGGCAGAAAGGUGCCUCCCAUUCUUUAAAGCCCUAAAAGAGCCCAAAAACUUUCAGUGGACAGAUGAAUGUCAACAGGCGUUUGACGAGCUCAAACAAUAUCUAGCAUCAGCACCUUUGCUAUCCAAGCCUGUGGAGGGGGAGAGUUUAUGCUUGUAUCUAGGGGUUACAAUGGAGGCGGUGAGCUCGGUCCUACUCAGGGAAGAGAAUAAGAAUCAGAAGCCUGUCUGCUAUGUAAGUAAGGUUUUACAAGACGCCAAGCAGAACUACCCAUUAGCAAAAAAGGCUGCUUUUGCCCUGGCUGUGGCAAACUUCCUUGUGGAGUGCAUCUCGGCCACGGUGGAAGAAAAGACACCCGAGCACCCAGUCUGGGUCUUGUAUGUUGAUGGAGCUGCUAACAUUGAAGGAUCGGGUGCUGGGGCUGUAUUAGUGGGCCUAGAUGGCUUUAAAUCCGAGCAUGCAUUGAGGUUUAAGUUUCAGACAACUAACAAUGCUGCAGAAUAUGAAGCCCUCAUUUAUGGAUUGAAGUUGGUGUCCGAGCUGAAGGUACAGAGCAAUCAAGUUUUCAGUGACUCUCAGCUCGUUGUGGGUCAGGUGAAUGGCAGUUGUGAAAUCAAGGAUCCCCAGCUUGGUCGUUAUGCUUCUGUGGUCAACAGAUUGAAGUCGGGAUUUGUCUUUUUCCAAAUCGACAAAAUACCAAGAGCAGAUAACCACCGAGCUGACGAGCUGUCAAAGUUGGCCUCCUCGCAAGACCUUAACCCUCAGAGAUCAACAAUUGUCGAAGUGCUCGAUGCCUCGAGCUACACUGAUUUCACAGUCGAGUGUCAGCUGUUAAGCACAGAUCCCUCUUCAUCGAGCUGGACUACCCCGCUCAUAGAGUAUCUGCGAACUAGUGAACUGCCUGAAGAUCUGUCCACUGCAAAGUUGAUUAAAUGUAGGGCAGCACAUUUCACUUUGUUAGAUAAUCAGCUCUAUAAACGAGUAGCCUCAAUACCCCUAUUACAUUGCCUUACUCCCUAUAAAGCUGAAUAUGCGGUGAGCGAAGUCCAUGAAGGAAGCUACGUCAAAAAGUGCCCGACUUGCCAGUUCAAUGCUGGUGAUAUUCACAUGCCAGUCGACCUGCUCGGCCCUUUUGUGAAAGGCAAAGGAGGGUGCACUUACCUCGUCGUUGCAGUGGAUUACUUCACCAAAUGGAUAGAAGCUAAACCAUUGUCCACGACAACAGAGAAGAAAAUAGAAGAAUUCUUGCUCAAUUCAAUAUUAUGCAGGUUUGGCAUACCCAAACGGAUCAUCGUUGACAAUGGUCCACAGUUUCGAGCUACGGCACUAAGGUCAUUCUGUGACGAUUAUGGCAUUGAGCUCGCCUUGACAUCUGUGUAUACUCCACAGUCAAAUGGACAAGUUGAGUCCGCGAAUAAAAUCGUCUUACGAGGCCUAAAGACGCAUGUUUCAGCUGCACAUUCUAAUUGGGUUGACGAGCUCAAUAAAGUGCUUUGGUCAUGUCGCACUACACCCAGCUCGUCCACAGGCGAAACCCUAUUCAGCCUUGCCUAUGGAGCUGAGGCCAUCAUCCCCGUAGAGGUCGGAUUGUUGUCGGAUAGAACAGGUCGGCAUAAGGAUUCUCACAAUGAACAACUCUUAAGAGAGAAUCUGGACCUUGUGGAAGAGGUUAGGGAGAUGUCUCAAAUAAAAAACAUGGAAUAUCAGGGUCGUAUUGCAAAAUUUUACAAUAAGAGAGUUCGAGCUCGUCAAUUUCAGGUUGGCGAUCUGGUUUUACGCAAAGUUGGGUUAACCAAUGCUUAUUCACACAUGGGCAAGCUCGCUCCUAAUUGGGGAAGGUCCGUAUAUGGUUGUUCAAAUUAACCGACCUGGAUCUUAUAUAUUAGCAGAUAUGAACAAGCACCAAUUACCAUUUACAUGGAAUGUUCAGAACCUUAGAAAAUAUUACAAUUGAUUUGUAUUGUUAUUGGAAUGAUGUACGAGUACAAUGCAAAUAAUACACACAGUUUUCCAAAAAAACGUUUAGAUUAUAUUCCUUGUAAAUCAAUUACAUGAAAUGUC
This is a messenger RNA of Rubroshorea leprosula, 4824 nucleotides long. The record is from the annotation of a GenBank genome assembly. Lineage: Eukaryota; Viridiplantae; Streptophyta; Magnoliopsida; Malvales; Dipterocarpaceae.